UUAAAACCAAUUCACUGAGUCGUGCCACGUUUGUUUACAAUUUACACCAGAUAGAAGCGGUUAUUUUAAUGGGAAGAGCAGAACCAUGCAGAAUAAUCACCAGUACACAUUAAUGCAUUAAUGAUCAAAUUCAUAAACUCAAAAUUACAACAGAUUGUGAAAUUUUUUAGUUUCCCGCCCAUUACUAUGAAGAACAUGAAUGAAUCGAGUCGACGCCGGACGAGAAAAGCAUAUGUGCAAGAACCUGUCCUUGAGAAUGAUUGUUUUUACCCCCACAUUCCCUUGUCUGCAAACCUCCUGCAGGACAGCUCGGACGAACAAGAAGGUGCCGUCCACGACGGUUCCCUUAAAGGAGACUACGCAAACAUAGCGCUGUUGAUGUUUUUAUACGUACUGCAGGGAAUCCCACUCGGCUUGGCAGGAAGCAUCCCCAUGCUGCUGUCCAGUCGGAAAGUCAGCUACAAGGAACAGGCUCUGUUCAGUUUCGUCUACUGGCCGUUCAGUAUGAAACUCGUCUGGGCUCCGUUAGUCGAUUCCAUUUACAGUUCGUGCUUUGGGCGGAGGAAGACGUGGCUCGUGCCAACGCAGUAUCUCAUAGGAAUAUUCAUGUUUACCUUGUCGGGUCAUGUCACUGAUGUUCUAGGAGACUCGGACAGCACUGCGGAAGUUAAUAUUUUGUUGUUGACAUGCAUUUUCUUCAUGUUGAAUUUUCUCGCUGCUACACAAGAUAUAGCCGUCGAUGGCUGGGCUCUGACUAUGUUGUCACGGAAAAAUGUUGGAUGGGCCAGCACAUGUAAUUCUGUUGGACAAACGACUGGUUAUUUUCUUGGAAAUGUUGUUUUCCUGGCCCUGGAAUCGGCGGAAUUCUGCAACAAGUAUCUCCGGUUUGAACCUCAGCCUGUGGGGAUUCUUACACUGGCAGGCUUCUUAUAUUUUUGGGGAAUCGUUUUCUUUGUAACCACGACAUUGGUUUGGAUAUUAAAGAAGGAGUCCGAUGACCUUGAUAUGGAUCCUGACCAAGGCAUUGUUAACACGUACAAGACAUUGUACAAGGUCAUGAAGCUUCCUGCCGUGCUGUCAUACUGUGGCAUCCUACUCACCUGUAAGAUUGGGUUUGCGGCUGCCGAUGCACUGACUGGUUUGAAGCUGAUUGAGGCCGGGGUGCGGAAGGAGACGUUGGCGCUGUUUGCCGUUCCCAUGGUUCCCCUUCAGAUUGUCCUCGCGCUCGUUAUCAGCAAAUACACGGCUGGUCCGCGGCCACUCGCAGUGUUUCUGAAGGCCAUGCCAUACAGAGUUCUGCUUGGAAUAAUUUAUGCACUGGGAGUGAACUGGGCAUACAAAGUCCAGGUGGUGCCGGGUGAAUUCCCUUGGUACUUCUAUGCUGUCAUUCUCUGUAUAUACGCUAUCCAUCAGGUGUUUGUUUACAGUAUGUUUGUGGCCACGAUGGCAUUUGCAGCAAAGAUCAGCGACCCAGCCAUUGGGGGAACGUACAUGACCCUUUUGAACACACUCUCCAACUUAGGCGGGAACUGGCCGAGCACUCUCGCUCUGUGGCUUGUUGACAGUCUCACGUGGAAGAGGUGCUCCAGCUCUGGGGACAGUUGUAACAGCCCACCAGAUGUCCAAGCCUGCAAAGCAGCUGGUGGCAGCUGUGUAACGAGCAUUGACGGGUAUUAUAUCGAAUCUGCAUUCUGCGUUGUAGUAGGACUGCUGUGGAUAAAGUGGAAGGCCAACAAACUGCGACAUCUCGACACGUUGGGCUUAAGUGAAUGGACUUGCAGAUGACCAAAACAUUGCACACACAUAAUUUAGUUGUUUAAUAUUUUUCUUUAUUUAAAUGUUUAGUUUUUGUUAUAUUUUUGUAUGUUAUAUGGAAUAUUUUAUGGGCUGAUGAAAAAUGUACAUCACUCUUUAAGCCCACCUCGCACAAUAGUGAUAUUCAAACUGACAGCAUACACAAUCACUUCCAUUGAAUUACCAUUUACAAACGCCCACUAAUGCUGUCACGUUAUUCCAGUCACUCAAAAAGCAGCUUUUUGCGGCUCUAAUGCAUAUAGAAAGUCCAGUUGUAAUGUCAGUGUUAUAAUAUGUUAGGUAUUCUAAGCCCAGUUGUAAUGUCAGUGUUAUAAUGUGUUAGGUAUUCUAAGCCCAGUUGUAAUGUCAGUGUUAUAAUGUGUUAGGUAUUCAAAGCCCAGUUGUAAUGUCAGUGUUAUAAUACAUUAGGUAUUCUAAGCCAAGUUGUAAUUUUCUGUGUUAUAAUAUGUUAGGUAUUCUAAGCCCAGUUGUAAUGUCGGUGUUAUACUAUGUUAGGAUUCUAAGCCCAGUUGUAAUGUCGGUGUUAUAAUACGUUAGGUAUUCUAAGCCAAGUUGUAAUGUCAGUGUUAUAAUAUGUUAGGUAUUCUAAGCUAAGUUGUAAUGUCAGUGUUAUACUAUGUUAGGUAUUCUAAGCCCAGUUGUAAUGUCGGUGUUAUACUAUGUUAGGUAUUCUAAGCCCAGUUGUAAUGUCAGUGUUAUACUAUGUUAGGUAUUCUAAGCCCAGUUGUAAUGUCAGUGUUAUACUAUGUUAGGUAUUCUAAGCCCAGUUGUAAUGUCAACUGUGUGUCAGCUGACUCUGAAGCGUGACGUAUAUUCGCACAGAGCUGUCCUCAUUUCAUCCAACGAAUGUUCUUCCUAACGUUUAUGAACUAUUUGAUUGGUGUUUGUUGUGUCCAUUUGGUUUGACGUGAAGCGAACAAAUUAGUCUAGCGAAUGUUUUGUUUUCGCUUGGUCUGGCUGAACUCAGACUUGGGAUAGACUGCAUGUCUUUCGGCCCUGAACUAGCAUGUGUAUUCAAAUUGACACACAUUGUCGGUCUGUUUUUAUUACUUUGGU
Messenger RNA from Gigantopelta aegis, 2871 nucleotides. RefSeq names its product acetyl-coenzyme A transporter 1-like. Lineage: Eukaryota; Metazoa; Mollusca; Gastropoda; Neomphalida; Peltospiridae. Gene Ontology annotation, cellular component: membrane. The coding region runs from base 121 to 1785 and encodes 554 amino acids. The record is from RefSeq and is a predicted model, not a curated record. The transcript has 9 exons. Gene Ontology annotation, molecular function: acetyl-CoA transmembrane transporter activity.